UUGUCAAAGCAACAACCAUGAAGCUGAUCGUUGUCGUCGUCAUUGCGUGCAUCCUGCUCAUCGGAUUCGCUGAUCUCGCCUCGGCGGGCACCAAUGAUUGUUCUUGCUUGGUGUGUGGACCUGGUGGCAAGUCGUGUACUGGGUGUCAGGAACGGGUUCCCCUCUGCACAAAUCUGAUCAACAUUAUGCGCGAGCUCGAGCGGAAGGUGCGUCAGUGCGUCUGCGGAGAGCAGAUGUUCUAGAGAUGUGACCACAACCUAAUCAGCACUGGCAUGUUAUCUGCUGUCUAAUAAAACUGUUAUCAAUCCCGUA
Drosophila sechellia is the source of this 312-nucleotide messenger RNA. RefSeq names its product Salivary gland secretion 8 (gene Sgs8). The transcript is spliced from 2 exons. The record is from RefSeq and is a predicted model, not a curated record. Bases 18 to 242 code for a protein of 74 amino acids. Lineage: Eukaryota; Metazoa; Arthropoda; Insecta; Diptera; Drosophilidae.